AUGUCUUACAAGCUAUUUAUUCUCGCAACUGUACUCUUGCUGCAUGUAUGCAUUGCUACUGCUUGUUUUGAAUCGCUUUUCGGUUGUGUGCGUUCACAGGAUAAUAAUGAGAACGAAAAACCAAAGAAGAAAAAGCAAUAUGAACAAGAUCUUUGUAGGGCAAAAUGGACGUGCUCAGGAGUAUGCCGACCACAUUGUGGAACAGUCCUUUAUCAGGUGUGCCUCGACAACUGUAUAGAAGCCAUGAUGACAAAACCUUCAAAGCAAUGA
Messenger RNA from Cylicocyclus nassatus, 270 nucleotides. NCBI's taxonomy places the organism in Eukaryota, Metazoa, Nematoda, Chromadorea, Rhabditida, Strongylidae. The record is from the annotation of a GenBank genome assembly.